This is a messenger RNA of Peronospora farinosa, 1098 nucleotides long. NCBI's taxonomy places the organism in Eukaryota, Oomycota, Peronosporomycetes, Peronosporales, Peronosporaceae. The record is from the annotation of a GenBank genome assembly.
AUGUUUGGAUCAACUUCCUCGGCGUCGUCACAACGUCAUCUGCAGGGCCUCGUGACACGCCGUGCGAUUACUGCCGAGCCAAAGAAUGCAGCACAAUACUUUGGAUACGUAGCUGCCGGUGUUCAGUAUAAUGAAGAGCUUACAAAGUUGCGGACAUAUAAUUUGAAACGAAGAGCUACGAUUGCGUAUAAAGGCUAUGAAGCUGUACUAAUUCGCAAGAAACGUGUGACAACGGGUCAUAGCAUGAAGCCAUCGGUUAAUAACAUGAUGUACGUCUCAAGACCGGGAGCAAUCCCGACACCAACCACGGCCACAUUCAAUCCAGCAGCAGUACUGCAAUUACAGGCGAUGCUUCCUAGAGCACAGCCGGCUAUAGUCAAGCCAGUACAAAAGAUUGCAGCAGCAGCAGCCGCAUCGUCUGUGAUCCCAUCGACGACAUUGACAACGUCUACGGUCACGUCUUCAGUCACGACUGGAAAGAUGACGGCGGCACAAAUGCAACGACAUCAACAGCAAAUGAAGAGUGCACAGUUACAGCAACAGCCGAAAAGAUCGGACUUUGUCGUAGGCACGACAGUACUUAUCCGGAAUACUGCUGAUUUGAUUGCGUGUGGAGCGCGAAAUCUGGCAGGUAAGAAUGGACGUAUAGUUGCUGCCCCCCAGAUCUACGGACAGGAACUUUUUUCGGUCUACAUUGACGAGCACGAGGCGCUCUUUCAGGUCCCAUUCAACGCGUUAACACUUGUUGCCCGCCCGACGCCAACCCAACAGCAUCAGACGCAACAAAUGCAGGCGCACCUUAAUGUUGCGGCGGGGCAGAUUGCUUCGAACCAGAUGCAACGUCUGAACGGUCAAGUCUCAAGGGGGUCGAAAUCAGCAGAGCAGAUUAAGAUGGAGCACUCUUUCCAGCUUCACCGCCUCAUGCAGCAGCAAUAUCGUGAAAUUCAGGUCUUGCAACAGCGCUAUGCAGAGUGUCGACUUGCAGAUCCUACAGCGCUGUCAGGUAUUCAGAAGGAGCUGUCGAAAUUACGACUCGUGCAUCUAUCUCAGGUGCAAACCCUCAAAAGCAAGCAGGCAUUAGAUAUGAUUGGCAAGUAG